UGGUAGUUAUUUGAGCGGCGGCGGCGGCCGGAGGAGGUGGAGAUCGGCGGUGGGGACGGCGGCGGCGGCGGGAGCAGCGAAGGGGCGGCAGGGAUUCUCGGGGCUGUCGGCUGGGGAGGCGUGGGAGACCCGGUGUGUGGCGCGCCCGGAGCCCCGCGUUUCAGCCCCAGGGAAGGAAGCCAGUUGAGGGAAAUUCUCCAUGAAUGUACGUCACAAUGAUGAUGACCGACCAGAUCCCUCUGGAACUGCCACCGUUGCUGAACGGAGAGGUUGCCAUGAUGCCUCACUUGGUGAAUGGAGAUGCGGCUCAGCAGGUUAUUCUCGUUCAAGUUAAUCCAGGUGAGACUUUCACAAUAAGAGCGGAGGAUGGAACACUGCAGUGCAUUCAAGGACCUGCUGAAGUUCCCAUGAUGUCACCCAAUGGAUCCAUUCCUCCCAUCCAUGUGCCUCCAGGUUAUAUUUCACAGGUGAUUGAAGACAACACUGGAGUCCGCCGGGUGGUGGUCACACCCCAGUCUCCUGAGUGUUACCCCCCAAGCUACCCCUCGGCCAUGUCUCCAACCCAUCAUCUACCCCCCUACCUGACUCACCACCCGCAUUUCAUCCAUAACUCACACACAGCAUACUACCCGCCUGUGACUGGACCUGGAGAUAUGCCGCCUCAGUUCUUCCCUCAGCAUCACCUUCCUCCCACAAUAUACAGCGAGCAAGAAAUUAUACCACUCUAUGGAAUGUCGAGUUACAUCACCCGAGAAGACCAGUAUAGCAAACCUCCGCACAAAAAGCUGAAAGACCGCCAGAUUGACCGCCAGAAUCGCCUCAACAGCCCUCCUUCUUCAAUCUACAAGAGCAACUGCACCACCGUGUACAAUGGCUAUGGCAAGGGCCACAGCGGUGGCGGUGGUGGAGGCGGGGGAGGCGGCAGCGGCGGUGGGCCGGGCAUUAAGAAAACAGAGCGGCGAGCAAGAAGCAGUCCAAAGUCAAAUGAUGCAGACUUGCAAGAGUAUGAGCUGGAAGUAAAGAGGGUGCAAGACAUUCUUUCGGGAAUAGAGAAGCCACAGGUUUCUAAUAUUCAGGCAAGAACAGUUGUGUUGUCCUGGACGCCCCCUGUUGGACUUUCGUGUGGACCCCACAGUGGUCUUUCCUUUCCCUACAGUUAUGAGGUGGCUUUGUCAGACAAAGGACGAGAUGGAAAAUACAAGAUAAUUUACAGUGGAGAAGAAUUAGAAUGUAACCUGAAAGAUCUUAGGCCAGCAACUGAUUAUCAUGUGAGGGUAUACGCUAUGUACAAUUCCGUAAAGGGUUCCUGCUCUGAGCCGGUUAGCUUCACCACCCACAGCUGUGCACCUGAGUGUCCCUUCCCACCUAAGCUGGCACAUAGGAGCAAAAGUUCACUAACCUUGCAGUGGAAGGCACCAAUUGACAAUGGUUCAAAAAUCACCAACUACCUUUUAGAGUGGGAUGAGGGAAAAAGAAACAGUGGUUUCAGACAGUGCUUCUUUGGGAGCCAGAAGCACUGCAAGUUGACAAAGCUGUGUCCAGCCAUGGGGUACACGUUCCGGCUGGCUGCUCGGAAUGACAUUGGCACCAGCGGGUAUAGCCAAGAGGUGGUGUGCUACACGUUAGGAAACAUUCCUCAGAUGCCCUCGGCACCGAGACUCGUUCGAGCUGGGGUCACAUGGGUCACACUGCAGUGGAGUAAACCAGAAGGCUGCUCACCUGAGGAAGUGGUCACCUACACCUUGGAAAUCCAGGAGGACGAGAAUGAUAACCUUUUCCACCCAAAAUACACUGGAGAGGAUUUAACCUGUACUGUGAAAAAUCUCAAAAGAAGCACACAGUAUAAAUUCAGGCUGACUGCUUCUAAUAUGGAAGGGAAAAGCUGCCCAAGUGAAGUUUUGGUUUGUACAACGAGUCCAGACAGGCCUGGACCACCUACAAGACCCCUCAUUAAAGGACCAGUUAUGUCUCAUGGCUUUAGUGUCAAAUGGGACCCUCCAAAGGACAGUGGUGGUUCAGAAAUACUCAAGUACUUGCUGGAGAUUACUGAUGGAAAUUCUGAAGCGAGUCAGUGGGAAGUGGCCUACAGUGGGUCGGCUACAGAGUACACUUUCACCCACUUGAAACCAGGCACUUUGUACAAACUCCGAGCAUGCUGCAUAAGUACUGGUGGACACAGUCAGUGUUCUGAAAGUCUCCCUGUUCGCACACUAAGCAUUGCACCAGGUCAGUGUCGCCCACCGAGGGUUUUGGGUAGACCAAAGCACAAAGAAGUCCACUUAGAGUGGGACGUUCCUGCCUCUGAAAGUGGCUGUGAGGUCUCGGAGUAUAGCGUGGAGAUGACAGAACCGGAGGAUGUAGCUUCGGAGGUGUACCAUGGGCCGGAGCUCGAGUGCACCGUGGGCAACCUGCUUCCAGGAACCGUGUACCGCUUCAGGGUGCGGGCUCUGAAUGACGGAGGGUAUGGUCCCUAUUCUGAUGUCUCAGAAAUUACCACUGCUGCAGGGCCUCCUGGACAGUGCAAAGCACCUUGUAUCUCUUUUACGCCUGAUGGAUGUGUCCUAGUGAGCUGGGAGAGUCCUGAAAGCUCUGGUGCCGACAUCUCAGAGUACAGGUUGGAGUGGGGAGAAGAUGAAGAAUCCUUAGAACUCGUUUAUCAUGGGACAGACACCGGCUUCGAAAUGAGGGACCUGUUACCUGCUGCACAGUAUUGCUGUCGAUUACAGGCUGUUAAUCAAGCUGGAGCAGGACCGUCCAGUGAGCUUGUCCUUUGCCAGACACCAGCAUCUGCCCCUGACCCUGUCUCCACUCUGUGUGUCCUGGAGGAGGAGACCCUCAAUGCCUAUCCCGAUUCGCCUUCUGUGUGCCUUGUACUGAACUGGGAAGAGCCGUGCAAUAAUGGAUCUGAAAUCCUUGCCUACAACAUAGAUCUUGGAGAUACUAGCGUCACGGUGGGCAAUACCACCACCCACGUUAUGAAAGACCUCCUUCCGGAAACCACCUACCGGAUCAGAAUUCAGGCCAUAAAUGAAAUUGGAGCUGGACCAUUUAGUCAGUUCAUUAAAGCAAAAACUCGGCCAUUACCACCCUUGCCUCCUAGGCUCGAAUGUGCUGCUGCGGGGCCUCAGAGCCUGAAGCUGAAAUGGGGAGACAGUAACGCCAAGACGCACGCUGCUGAUGACAUGGUGUACACGCUGCAGCUGGAGGACAGAAACAAGAGAAUUUGAGUUGAUGCUGACUCUCAUCCUGACCCUGUGGGACCCUGUUCCUGAUGAUUGUACACAGCGCUGAGGCAAGAGGAACUUAAGUUCCAGGAAUGCAUUUAUGGUUAAUCUGUUGUUCAGGUUACUCAGACAGCCAAUGGAUUUUAAAGCAAGGCUCCAGCCAAGUGGGGAUUGGGGAGAGGGCUCUAACAGAAUUGGAUAAUUGCCGCUUGCUCUCCAUUUAAAUCAGCCCUUGUGCCCAUGACACUUUUCCCUUUAGCCAGCAAAAUUGGCGGGGGCAGGUGGGGGGGGGGGGCUUGUAAUGUGUGCAGUAUAACUGCCAGUUCACUGUUAGAGAGGGACAAAAAGUAACCUGCAUGAAGAAACCGUAAAAAAAUACACACUAGGCAACAAAUAAAAGUGGCCACAGUAUAUGAGCACUCCGGGAGUGAGUGCACGCCUAUUAUAGAACAAACUCCUGCUUGUAUUUCUCAGAGAAUAUUGUUGAAUUAAAUGAAAUAGAUGUUAACUAACUCAGGGCCUACAAAAGACCCUUGGUGUUCAUUUCCUUUUGCUUCUCUGGAUCAGUCUCCAAUUCACAUGACCAUCCUUGCUGGGUAAAUGGCAUUUUUAUAACCCUCAAUCACCGGAAGGCAGUUGUAGUUCUGGACAGGGAUGUCAAUUCUCUGUUGUAAUCCCACAUCCGUUACUGAAUUUCUAAAUGACUAGAGGCAUAUCCCUUAACUUCUUUUUGCCUUAGUUUCUCCAUUUACAAAAUGAAGCUAGUGAUACCUGUCUUCAGUCCCUGACUGAUGGGGGGGAAAAAAGAAUUUUUAUUUCUUUAAAAGGGAGCAUAAAAAUUCAUCAUGCAAAAUGUAAAGUAUUACUAGUUUAUUUUGUUUCAGUGUUCUAAGCACAACCUGAGGUGACGGGUAAUAAAUGAACUAUUUGAGAUCUUACUUGCACCAGAAGUAGAAUUCAGACUACAGUUUUUUCUUCUAUUUAAGAAUCAAAUUUCUAUUUAAAAAAUAAGUACCAGAGUGGAAGUAGAUAGCAUUUUCCGUUCCAUUUUUUCCUAAAUGAGGUAAGAUUGAGGCAAAGCCACUAAAAUAAAAGUAGAUUAAUAAAAAUCUGGAAGACUGAGAAUAUGCUUGAAGAUGAGAUUCCCUGCACAUAUUAGAAAGCAAAAUAAAAGAAUCGAGUUUCAAAGUUCUCAGGUGGUCCUUAGAGACUCUAGUCAUCCUUGCUUUGAGUAUAAGUAAAUUUCUUUUUUGAUAUAUAUCAAGUGCAGUGUGGACAAAAAAAAAAAAAGAUGAAAACAGGAAUCUUAUUCUAUGUACAGAAUUUCUUCAGUAGCUAUAGUGACAUUUUAUUUCUUAGAAAAGAAGCAUAACCAAAAUGUAUUGCAGUCUGGUUACUCAUAAGCCAAAAGGUCCAUGUGGAGCUGGGAACAUGGGGAUUAGGAAAUUAAUGCCUUUCCUCAUUGGUCUUUUGGAAAUCACUUUUGGCACUUGAGUGUUCAGUCUCCAAACUGGUACUCUCAGCAACAUAAGAACCAGUUUAGGAAAAGAACCUUCCUUGCCUCAGAUGCCCCUACUUGGUGCCACCUGCUGCCAUCUGCUUCUGCAUAGAAAUGGCGGGACUCUCUGUUCUUGGUGGAGUGAGGGCACAUGCUCUUCAUUCCUGUUUUGAACAUCCUCCAUCCCGAAGAUAACUUCAGUAAUGUAGGGAAUGCACACACACACACACACACACACACACACACACACACACACACAAUCCAGAGAAAUUAAGAAAAAAUGAAGGUAAUGACAUGGCAUUGCUAAGAAAUAUAGCUACAUUGAGCUUACUAGCACCUGUUAAUUUGUGAUAUUUCGAAAUUGCCAGUUGCAGUCAUUUGUGGACCACAGGCCAUUUUAGGUCAGCAGGUUAGAUCAUUUUGAGUUCAUAUUAAUGGGCUGCUGUUAGCUUUCAGUGUGCUGAUAGCAACAAGAAAGUAAACACAGAAACCUCAGGAUUACCUGUUUUCUACUAUGAACUUGUUAUAUGCCAUCCAGAGAAUUAUUGGAUUUUUUUAAACAAAAUUGUUUUAAGGAAACAUAUUUUAAAAUUAAAUUAUUUGUAUAUCAUUUUCCUCUGAAAUGAUUUAAAAUAAGCACAUAAAAAUGUAAUAUGUCUGAAUUUUUUCUGUCAGUUGCACUUUGGUGCAAAAAAGUCAUCUUUUGCAAUAUUAAAGUCUAAAAUGCUGAGGUUGAAAGAAAUCUUUGAAAAUGUCAAAAAUCUGUUGUUUUGCCUUCGUAAUAUAUAUUUAAUAACAAAUCAUAUAAUUUUCUUGGUCCUUUCAUUUGGAUCUCAAAUUCCAAAUUCCUGAGAGGUGAAUAAGACAGUUGUUAUCCCAAGUGUCUAGAAGCAGACUGGAGAGUUUUGACUUGUUCAUCAUGAUGGUAAUGGGCUCUGCAUUGUGGCCAAGGUCUUUGUACCUCUUCAUAUCUACCUUGGAGUACUCAGGCAAGCAGAAUAGAGGCAUAUUCAUUCUGUAUUUUUAAAUAUGUAAAAUGUUUUUUUCAAUCAGUGCUAAAUUACCACACCACGGAUGUGUGUGUGGUCAUCAGAGUGUUUAGUUUGAAGAAGACGUUAUAGUCAAAGCUGAAGCCAGUUGGGGGCAGAGCCAUAAAGAAUUUAUUUAAACCGUGAACUCCCAGUGACCCACCAAACCUGCCAUGUUCAUGUUUCCCCUUCCAAGUAAGAAUCUGUUUUCGUACAUGAGAGCAUUUCUUUGUUUUUCCUUUCCCUAAGUAAAAAUGCCCAAAUUUCCAUUAAUGGCCAGCAUUUCUGUAGCAUCCGCUGCUCCGUUUUCAACUGUUUUCAUCAGCGAUUCUCAGCCUGGCUUCCCCAGGACAGGGUGGAUGGUAUUUACAUGCAGUUUUCCCACCAGCUCCAGGAAGCCUAAGGGAUGUGGGUGAGGGGGGUGCCCUCCAGACUUCUCCAGUGUUGAGAAAGGUAAAUCAUCCAUGAACCUUGCUGCUUUGUUAUUAAUAGUAUUAUAAACAAUAACCACUAAUAUUUAUCAAGCACUCACAGGUGCCAGGCAAUUUGUAAUGAGUUCUCUCUGCACUUUCCCAUUUAAUUCUCAUAACAACCCUCUGAGGGGGUUGGCACUACUGUAGUACCCAUUUUACACAGGAGAAGACCGUUUACUUGGCUUACAUCGGUGAAGAUCAUCAGGCUGUUGAACUCAAACUCAAGUCUGUCUACAAAGAUUGUUAUUACCCAUUGUGCCUUCAGCCCCUGCACCAGUGGGGGAGCACCACAGUGGAGCCCCAAGGUGUUUCCAUAUCAGUCCUCUUACUUGGCCUUCACAGGAACCCUAGGUCAUGGGACUGAUGCUUCCAAAGGUACAUGGCCAUGGGCAUCGGGGGCUGAGGAUGGAGCAGAAGACCUCUCCGAGGCACUGCCAGUGUAAGCCCAGGGCUCCAGGAAGACCUUUAAGGAGCUGUGAUAUCACCAGGGGUCCCUGUGGCCUGAACUGAUACUAAAAUUACUCAGUGACUUUAUUGAGCAUGAACUACAUUCUAGAAAUCAUGCCACCUGUUAUGUAUGUAAAUGUGUGUGUGUAUAUUAUAUCAUUGUGUUUCUGUAGCACAGAAGCAUUCAUGUGAUAUAAGAAGCAGUGCAAAUUUCAUGCCAACUCCCUGGUUACCAUUUGGGGGGGCGGGGGGAUGGUGAGUGUUAUAUGUCUAGCACAAGCCGUAACAGAUGCAGCCGAGCAUCACAAGUUCAGAUGGACCUCUUCCUGCUGGGGCAGGAACUGGUAGUAGCCCCAGCAACCUGGAGAAUAGCCUGUGUGGUGGGAGUUGAGAGCCACAGUGGUCCUCAGGGUACCUUGCCCUGACUGGGAUGGUUGGUGGCACUCAUGGUACAGGAUCUGGAGCCACUGGGCUCCUUGUGUUUAACUCUUACUGUAGGGCUCAGUGCUAAGCUUUUUACCCACAUUUCCACAGUUGACUCUCAGAACAACCUAUUAGGUGGAUACUGUCCCUGUUUUGCAGAUGGAGAAAUAAGAUGAACAGGGGCAAAUGGUUUGGCAGUAAGGGGCAGGGCUGAGACUCGUGGCUAGUCUUCCUGGGUCCAAGUCCCCUGCCCCUUCCCUUGAGACCAACAGUGGGGGGUGAGGGGGAGGGGAGAAGUGAAGGGUGGCCCAGUCUUCACUGGGCAGUGCAGACCAACAUAUGCCCCAGGGGAACGUGGGCUCCCCACAUAGUGCAUCCCUUGUCAGAGGAUUGAGGUCUUAGUUUCAGCAGCUCCUGCUGGUGAGGUCAGCACUCCAGCUGCUCUAGGUCCUCCCCCGUCCCCGAUGAUUUCUUCUCAUGGCAGAGAUCUUUCCUAGGGCUUCGGGUGGUGCCUUGUGACAUGAUAUGGAUCAGGUCCUUCUAGACGACAGGAGGGCCUCUGGCUGUGGCUCACGUUCCAGGGCUGGUGGUGCAUGCACACGUGGGAUCCCAACACUGAGCCUGAACACUCUAAACAUAAGGCAGGGAGGUGCCAUCAGGACAACCGGACGGCUGCUGUCCUCCUCUUCACGGCAAAGCCUCACUCUGAGUCCUUGGUUGUUGUAAAAUGUGGAGUCUUCGAUCACUGUGUCUUGGGAUGUGUAGCAUGUUUAAUUCUAUCACCAAAGGCCUCUGGCUUACUUAUUAAUGGAUUUUAAAAAUAAGUUGGUCUUGGUAAAACAAAUAUUUGAAGAAUAUUUUUAAUCUCUCCCUGAGUGGUUCUAGCCACAGGGUGUUAACCUAGGGAGCCUCCCAGAGAGGCCACCAUGCAACUGGCUGUAAAUCACUGGCUCUGAAGAAGGUUCUUUCUUCUCCUGCCUCUUGGAGUGAUAUAGAAAAUACAGAAUUGGGGUGAAAGAGGGAUUGUUUUGUGUGUGUGUUGGCUUGUGUUCUUUUGUUUUGGUUGGCCUUUGUUGUUUGAAAGAGAAGUCACUGUCAGCACAUACAGAAAGCUUAGGAUCAACAGAUACUUACUUGAGGCCUACUCUGUAGGGACUGGGGCUCUCCCGCCACCUUGGGAGGAAGGUGCUCUUGCCCACACUUCACUAACCUGUCUGGUGGGUGAGAGUAAACGACCAGUGUGUGCAGGGCAGCCUCUCCCCACGCAGCUGAGCCUCCACCCAGGAGGAAAGAAAGUACCCUCAGGGUUAGCUGUCUUCUCAGCAUUACAAAAUGACUGUAACACACACUGCGCGGUUAUUACCUGUCCAGAUCAUGGACACUCUCCUUGUAGUAACCCAUUUAAACCUCACAACAGCUCAUGAGGUAGGUUCUGCCAUUAGCUUCAUUGCACUGUCUGUCCCUCGAUGCAAACAAGCACCCUAAUGGCAAAGUUGUAAAGGUUUUCAUUUCCAUUACCUGUUCCGUAUGCUUUUUCUAAAUUGGCUGCAAUUUUAAAAGAUUAAUAAAAUGCUGUGGUACACCAGCAAAACAAGAAAAAGGAACAAAAUAGCUAUUCUAAAACUAGCAGAUUUUGAUGAAUUUGAAAAUUGAAAUAUUAGAAAAUAUGCCAUUUGCUCAGUUUAGAUUAUAUUACAGAAUUAGAGUACUGACUCUGCUUCAGUAAAUUUCUUUGUGAAUGCAAGCGCUGCUGCCUAUGUAGAUUUAUUGAACUUAUUUCAAAAGAAAACACCCUCCUCAGAGCCAGGAAUGGGCAGAGAAGCAGUACUGCUGCUAGUCAUCCUCUCCAAACUCCUUUAAAAACCAGGCUGCAUUGCAAGUUUAUAGUGAAGAUGCAACACUUCUACCUCUUAAACUGUGACUUCCAUUUUGUGGUAUAAUUAAGGGCAAUUACUCCAGUUAGAGAUUCUAGCCUGAGUGAGGCUGAGUUAAUAAAUAGCUGUUUGCCUCUAGCAUUAGCAAGGGGUAUCUUCAUUAAGGUGGUGAUGUUGUUAGGUGCGCUAAGUAGGUUACCAUGGUAUUUGUGGGGUUCAGCCUGGACUCUGUCUCUUCCUGAAAUUAAAAAUGUUCAUUCUUCAGUAAAACGUGCUUCCUUACACAGCAAAGCAGAAGAAACAUUAAACAGGUGAAAUGAUUAGGGCUCAGGAACUCCACUGCAAAGGCUAAUGCAUGGAUACUUUAAGAUAAGUAUUAGCUGACAGGUUUUGUAAGAAAAAAAAAAAAAAAAAGCUGCUUAAUCUCUGUAUCUGUCCAUCCAUCCAUCUGGAGGGAAUGUUCUCUAGCACAUGGAAAAGCUGCUGCUGUCCUUCAGAAAACCCUGCUCACGCACCGUACCUACUAGUUCACAGGGAUUACGUCUAAUUAAUCUUUGAAUACACAGCUUGACACACAACAGAUGUUCAAGAAAUGUGUGCUAAAUGAAUGCAUAAAUUCUGCCUACCCUUAGGCCAUAUCAGUGUAAGAGACGUUUCCGCUGACUGACUUGGGGUAGGAUUUGAAGACAGUGCAUUGUCCCCAGGUGCUGGGACAAAGCACUGGAAAGAGGGAGAGACAAUUGGCCUGGGUAGGAACGAGGCAUUGUGAUUAGAUUAACUCACAUGGCAGUUCUCAGAGUGUCGUCAGGCCAGCAGAUUCAGGUUCCGAAUCUACUAAAGAUCCUGGAUAACUCUGGGAAGUUGUAUUAUUUCCACAGGUGUACGGUUAACUAUAGAAAGAAAAGUGGUCACGUUAUAUUGUAGUUCUAAGCAACCAGUUUCAUUGUGAAAUUUUUAAUUUUCUAUGACCCUGGGGAAAACACUUAAAAUGUAAGGCCUGUUUUUUUGUGUUUUUUUUUUUUCAUGUCUUCUAUGCCUGUGUCAUGGAAAAAUUAUUUAGCAGAAAAGUACAAAAUAGUCCUGAUUCAAAUGGAAGAAGGAUCCAUAAGCUGCCAGUCUAAACUGUCCAGCUCACCUGUGCUGUUUUUCUGUUAUUUUGAUUAGCCUGAUGGAUGAUUCUGAGCAAAAUUGUUCUUUUUUACAGAUUUCCUCAAAGAUGUGUAGUCCUAAAUGUCAUCUUUCCAGUUUGAGAAAGGGGCUUUGAAAGCUCUUGGGAAGAUAAAGGCUAAAAUUGAAAGGAUUUUCUAGUUAAACCUCAGUUAUUUAGAAAAUUCUGGUAAAGAGGACAUGGUAUUUCUCAGGUGCCCAGUUAACAUUAACUUCAUUGCCUAGUACAUCAGUUCAGUUCAGUUCAGUCGCUCAGUCGUGUCCGACUCUUUGCGACCCCAUGAAUCACAGCACCCCAGGCCUCCCUGUCCAUCACAAACGCCCAGAGUUCACCCAGACUCACGUCCAUCGAGUCAGUGAUGCCAUCCAGCCAUCUCAUCCUCUGCCGUCCCCUUCUCCUCCUGCCCCCAAUCCCUCCCAGCAUCAGAGUCUUUUGGUAAUUAACAUAUCAGAUUAUAUAGUAUUACCAUAUGAAAAAUCUGAAAUUUCUGUUUUUAUCAGUAAGUAAAAGCAUAAACUGAUGUUUCUAGAAUCUAUACCAUAAUUAAAGGGAUCUCAUUCUAAGCUUUA
Molecule: messenger RNA, 10704 nt
Organism: Bubalus bubalis (water buffalo)
Lineage: Eukaryota; Metazoa; Chordata; Mammalia; Artiodactyla; Bovidae
Gene: FNDC3B
Product: fibronectin type III domain containing 3B
Exons: 24
Coding region: 204-3227 (1007 amino acids)
Molecular function (GO): protein binding
Source: RefSeq, a predicted model, not a curated record